Messenger RNA from Colias croceus (clouded yellow), 5333 nucleotides. RefSeq names its product vesicular acetylcholine transporter (gene VAChT). Gene Ontology annotation, cellular component: terminal bouton; AP-1 adaptor complex; AP-2 adaptor complex. Gene Ontology annotation, biological process: transmembrane transport; xenobiotic transport; chemical synaptic transmission. The transcript has 3 exons. The record is from RefSeq and is a predicted model, not a curated record. NCBI's taxonomy places the organism in Eukaryota, Metazoa, Arthropoda, Insecta, Lepidoptera, Pieridae. Gene Ontology annotation, molecular function: xenobiotic transmembrane transporter activity; acetylcholine transmembrane transporter activity. Bases 546 to 2342 code for a protein of 598 amino acids.
GCCAGUCUGGGCUUGCGGACACCAGGUGUGCCAAGCUAGCGCCUACACAAAACAAAGAUCCGGCGCACCAUGAGCCCGCUCUAGAUAACCAAUACAUAUCAAACAUGCACUGAUAGCAUAGUAAUAAGCACAGAUUAUACACAAUUUCAUAGCCAACUAGACUGUAUAAGCGAAAGCCUUCGAUUUUUGAAAUUUAAAAAGUUAGUGUUCGAUUUUAUCUGUCGCGUGGGGCAGUCGCCCCCUGGGGCCCGACCGUGGAGGACGAGGGGGGAGCGUUGUUCGGGCGGCUGCAGGGCGCGCUGCGGGGCGGCGCCGCAGCGGCUUCGCCCUCGCGUGUCGCUAGCUCCAUCAGGGGCUACCUGAACAAGGUCGGCUCGCUACAGCUGAGAGAUACAGGUUCCGAAGUCCCAUUCGAGGGUUGCGGCGAGGGACAGCGUUAGCAAAUGUUCACUGGAAUUAUCAACGAAGCAAUAAAUAUAGAAUCAUAUGUAAACGAUAUGCUGUGUAAUAAGGUACAUUUCUGAGAGUGAACAAAACGUACCAAGAUGGCGGAAGAAGGACCUCAAACGAUCUGGCAAAAGAUCGACAGCUCCAUCAUCCCGUUUAUCAACCUAGAAGUGCGGGAAGUGAGGGAGAUACUAUGGGAGAAGAUCAAAGAGCCGACGUCACAGAGGAAGAUCAUCCUAGUUAUAGUGUCUAUAGCCCUGCUGUUAGAUAACAUGUUGUACAUGGUAAUCGUGCCCAUAAUACCUGACUAUUUGAGAUAUAUCGGCGCUUGGGGAGAAGAUGGCUACGACCAUGUAGUUACUCUAGCUCCAAUUCAAGAGGGUAACCGUACAAUCAUACCGACUAAAAUUAUUCCUGCAUCACAUCAAGGUCAAGACUCAGCGACCGGAGUACUUUUUGCAUCUAAAGCUAUAGUUCAACUUAUGAUUAACCCUUUCUCUGGUGCCUUAAUCGAUCGUAUAGGAUACGACAUACCCAUGAUGAUCGGACUAAUCAUUAUGUUUCUCUCAACGUCAAUCUUCGCAUGUGGAAGAAGUUAUGGUAUGCUGUUCUUUGCUAGAAGUCUACAAGGCGUCGGGUCAGCGUUUGCUGAUACGUCCGGUUUAGCGAUGAUAGCUGAUAGAUUCACAGUAGAGUCGGAACGUUCAAAAGCCCUCGGUAUCGCCCUGGCAUUCAUCAGUUUCGGCUGUCUUGUUGCGCCUCCCUUUGGUGGAGCAUUGUAUCAGUUUGCUGGAAAAGAGGUACCGUUCCUUAUUCUCGCUUUGAUUUCCUUGCUAGAUGGGUUUAUGUUACUCCUUGUCAUGAAACCCUUGAAAACUCAAAUGAAGGAAGCUCAAGAACCUAAGCCAGACGGUACACCAAUUUGGAAACUGUUGAUGGAUCCGUACAUAGCGGUAUGUGCCGGAGCACUCAUGAUGUCGAACGUUGCGUUAGCGUUUUUGGAACCUACAAUAUCUUUCUGGAUGGAAGACAAUCUUACUAAAGAUAACUGGAAAAUAGGUAUGAUAUGGCUUCCAGCUUUCUUCCCACAUGUGUUAGGUGUUAUAAUUACGGUGAAAAUGGCCAAGCAAUAUCCGCAACAUCAAUGGCUUAUGGCAGCCGGAGGAUUAGCAUUAGAGGGGCUAUGUUGCUUCUUAAUUCCCUUCGCCAGCUCGUACAAAAUGCUCAUGAUACCAAUUUGUGGCAUAUGUUUCGGCAUUGCCUUGAUCGAUACAGCGUUGCUCCCAACACUCGGGUACUUAGUAGACGUGAGAUAUGUGUCAGUAUAUGGCAGCAUCUACGCGAUUGCUGAUAUAUCUUAUUCAUUUGCAUAUGCUGUGGGACCCAUAAUAGCGGGAGAAGUGGUUGAAAUGAUCGGUUUUACUGCUCUCAAUUUCUUUAUCGCCUUCAGUAAUCUUCUAUACGCGCCUGUACUAAUCAAACUCAGGCAUAUCUAUGAUUUCAAGCCAUUCGAAAAUGAGGCGAAUAUCCUAAUGGCUGAUCCGCCAGAUAAAGAGUAUCAGACGUAUAGUAUGCAAGAUCAGCGGCCAGUGAACGGGGAGUAUAAGAAUCACUUGGAAUACUCCAACGUGCAAGGGCAGGAUACUUCUAUACAGGAGUCGAAUGUGGAUAAUUCUCGAGGCGACUACCAGCAAGGUUAUCAGAAUUAUUCACAAGGUUAUGAACAGCAAGGGUUCCAGCAGGAGUCGUACAACCAACCGCGGCAGCUGCCGGCUCAGCCGCAGCCCGUGGCCAGCAACCCGUUCCGCGCGGCGACAGCGGCGUCUCCCGCGCCUCCCCCCGCACCGGCACCGACCCCUAACCCCGUUCGGAACCCCUUCCGACAAGGCUUCUAGAGCUAUUUAGUGUUGUUGUGUAUAUUUUUAAAUUUACUUGUUGUAUAAUUAUAAAUGUCUUAUAGUAAACUUCGAUCACUGAGUCGCUUACCGUCUGCGACGUUAUUUAGUAUCAGACUAAAUAUUUUAUCUAGCUGUGCUUAAUGUCGUAGCUUUCGAGGCUGCUAAUGAAAUGGCACCAGAGUGAAUGUCGAAAAUUGGCUACUAAAUGUAGUUAAUUGUGCGAGUAGACUCUAAUGUAUCACUUAGAUGCCAUUUUGUAAACAGAAUUUCUUGUUGAUCUUGUUCAUACUGAUUACUGUUAAACGUUACGAAAAGUUUUCUCACAGAGAAAUUAAACUAUUGUAUUACCAUUUAUAUAUUCGGAAACGAGAUUUCAUAAAAAUUUAUAAAACUUAACACGUUUUAUAUUAUCGAAAUAUACUUGAUAGCGAUGUAAUUAUAUGGUAUUUAAUAUUAGGUGUUUGUACCUAAACUACAUAAAAAGCACUUAUUUUAUUUAGUAGUUACUGAUAAGAUGUUUCACUCUAUAAUUCAUGUAAGGGCCUAACAUCGAUGUCUUGUAUAGUUAAGGCACUUACUGAAACUACUACUUAUUGCCAUCCAUGAACUAUUUUGGUCGUGAUUGUAAGAAACUAUGAAACGAUGUUUAUUGGAAUAUUGCGUAUGAAAUACCAUAAUAUUAUUAUGUGAAUUGACAAAAAUCUAUGAAAAUUCACGACCUUAAUAAUAAGUGGAAUUCAUAUUUACAAUAUUGAUAUAAACUCACUUUCUAAUUUUCCGUCUCAAAUCGCAAGUUGACUUUUCUACGUAAAUAUUUACUAGAAUCAUAAAGUUAUAAUUUCCGUAUAGAGUGUUAAUAUUCUAUGCUUUCAGCAAUAUUAGGAUAAGGUUUAAUAUCAAUUCGUAACUGUAUAUCAAUUAUUAUCAAUUAGAUUAGUCCUCAACUUGUGAUAGAAGUUGCAACCAAGGUAACAAAACAUAUCAGAAUCUUUUGAUUCACCCUAGAGUAAAGUAAUGUUAGUGAUAUUUUUGUGUGUGUACAGUAGUGUAGAUUUAAUUGGGAUAAAAUUUAAUAUAUUUUAAAUCAUUCGUAACAUUGUAACGGCGUUUUGAGCGCUCUAUAAUAAAUUGUGUUCUAAAACAGAUCAUUUACUUAACUUUUGUUACAAUCGAUUACAUUUAACGAAUUGAUUUUUACGAUUGUCUGCCGCGAUGACUGGGAUUUUAAACUACUAAUUUUAACGAAAUUAUAAUAAUGGUAAUGACUUGUACAAGAUAUGACGUGCCCAAGUGUCAAUUGAUUGAUUGUAUAGAGAGUAUCGUUUAAUAUAAUAUUAUAUUUAUUAAAUGUAACUAUUAAAGUUAAACUUAUUUGCGAAAUCUCACAAAUAUUUCAAAAUAGCAGCAUUUUAAAUUCAAUUGAAGUUACUGAUUAUUUUGGCAUUUGUAAUAAGUAAUUUUUGAACUGAUGAUAUGUUUUGAAAGUGUUAAUAAAACUUAGCCUGCAAAGUACAAUAGGAUUGGUAGAGAUGAGUGCACAAAUGUUGUGAUGCGCACAACUUUCUAUUAUUAUCGAGUGCACAAAAAUUAAUGCAUACUGAAAACUAUAGGCGUUGGCUGUUCGCUACCGUACUCGGAUUGGUAUGCGAUUAGAGUCUCUAUAAUGUACAAAGUAAGGGAUUUAAUCGCGUGUCUAUCGGACAGAGACGCCGCCAGAGACGGACGCAGCCGCGGCGGUAGCGGAUACCCCGCUGUAGUUCGAGCUCAAACAUUUUUUCAAGGGCUGAAUCGUCAUAAGAUUUAUGUAUCACAUCGGAGUGUUUUGUAGUAACAAAGAAUGUUAAAAAAAAUAUAGGUAAAAAAAUAUCGCAUUAAUUCUUGUGUGCAUCUGUAAUUAAUGUAAACUAGGUUAAGGUUGGUGAUCUGUUGAUGUAAGUUAAGGUCAAUUUUCGUGUCAAAUUCUCCCGAAAUUCAAUUAAUAAGUAGUUAUUGUCAGCGCUGAUAUUAUGCUUAUUGUUAAAUGUGAGUGAAUUUUUGUUAUAUUUUUGUUUAAAAAGGUUAAAUUGAAAGAAACAGUAAAUAAAUGGAGUAUGUUCGCGACCCGUGUGCGCCCAAAGCGAGUAUAUCUUCUGGCGCGCUUUUGAUGAGAUAUUUCAAUUAUUUUAUGAAAGCAGUUCCCUACUUUAAAAAAAAAAUGUUAGUUUCAUUGAUGUUAAAGUUUGUAAUUUUAAUUCAUGUUUUUCUUAAACCUUUUUUUUUUCUCUUUAAGUUUGAAAUCUGGCGCCUUUGUUUUUUGGCGCCCAGAGCUAUUCUGUCGCUCUAUUCAUAAGCCGGUACUGUUUGAACGAAUCAAAGCACAUUAAAACUUGAAUAAAAGUAUCAAAGUACGUUUUUAAAUGAAAAUAUGACUAAAAUUCACGAUUCAUUUGAAAUAUAACGCUGAAUAUAUCACUAAGUGUUAGUGGUUUUGUCUAUUUUAUAUUAGCAAUAAUGUAACCAGCUAUAUCACAUACAUAUCACUAGAGUAAGGUUAUACAAUUUAUUAUUAAAUUAUAUACAGUAGUUAUAUUCAUAUCUAUAAGAUUACACACAUGGUGUUUAGAUUAAGAGAUUCACGAUGAGCUAAUAAUAUUUAUUUUGAUUUAAAAUUAUAAGUAUUAUAUAAAGUAUUUUUGCCAUUAAUUAGCAGGAACAUUUACAAUUGCAAUGUAAACAUAUCAAAUAUACACCUUUAUCCAGAUUUACUAUUGUCUUAAGCUCCUUUAAUACAAAUAAAUAUUAUCAGCUCAUUGUACUUUAAUAUUUUAUUGUAUUUUUUACAAAAGCUUCAUAUUUUUUCAUAUAUAUUUCGAACACGCACAUUAUAGCCAUUUUAUUAUCGUUUUUAUGACUUAGGUUACUUUGAGUCUAGUAACUACUUUCUAAUCGAAAACUGGCUGCAAACUAAUUAACUUUUAUAUAAUGUUUAAAUUCGUAAAACGUUUUCUU